Molecule: messenger RNA, 1860 nt
Organism: Candida tropicalis MYA-3404
Lineage: Eukaryota; Fungi; Ascomycota; Pichiomycetes; Serinales; Debaryomycetaceae
Product: LMBR1 domain-containing protein
Exons: 1
Coding region: 1-1860 (619 amino acids)
Cellular component (GO): membrane
Source: RefSeq, a predicted model, not a curated record
AUGUGGGCAACCGUUAUCAUCUACAUAUUAAUUCUUCUAUCAUCUAUUGCGGGAAUUAAUUAUCACAUCAAUGUCUUUAAAUACCCAGCAUACCUAAUGGUUCCAUUGACGUUGGCUGUUUUCAUCCCAUUAUCAUUGGUUUAUUUAUUGCCUAUUGAUUGGACCCAAAAGACUUCCGAGGGUGAUCUAUGGCUCAGCUUACCAGAUAAUGUUAUAUUGAAUAACUGGAAAGUGAAUUAUUGGAUUACGUUUGCAUUGACAUGGUUUAUUUUACCAAUGUUGCAAGAAUUUUACAGAUCUGGGUAUAGUAGUACCAUGGGGAAGAUUCAGGAUGCGUUUAAACAAAACUUGAAAUUUCAAGCAAUGAUGUUGGGUGUAUCUGUUUUGGGGAUUCUUUAUUUAAUGCUUGAAGCUGGAUUAAGUUUCAACCAUUUGAAGUUGAUGGUGAUUGCACUUUCACAUAUCUAUUCUUUAAUUUUGGCCACCUGGUUAAUGGGACAUGGAAUGAUAAGUAUUCCAAGAAAUUGUUGGAUCAAGGGAUCAACUGCCAGUGAGUUGCGUCAUAAUUAUUUGCGAUUGCUAAGAUUAUCUGAUGAUUUGGAAGAUACUAAAGUAUCAUUUAAAGAUGAUGUUUUACAAGUAUUGAGAUUGAAACUUAAUUUCACCAGUGAUGCAGUAGAAGACUUUGAAUUUAGAGAUACGAUCUUGGGAAUGUAUUCCAAAAUUCCAGAAGAUAUUAGAGAACAAGUCGAGAGACAGUACAUGCAUGAUAAUACAAUCAUUGAAAGAGAUCAAGUAACACCAACAUAUAUGAGCAAGUUACAAUCGGGUUUUAACAACAACUUGCACAAGUACGUGGGAUACGAAUCUGCAUUCAACUCAAUGAUUCUGAGAAUUGUUGAAUUGGAAAAACCAAGAACCAACGAACUCAAAAAUUGGAUCAAACCUGUUGCCAAUAGAGUUGGUGCUGUUAUUUUAGCAAUGGUUUCAUUUAUUAUUUUAGAAUCGGAGUUUUUCCAUUCCACUAGACUUUCUUUGUUAAAUGUGUGUAUUUUUACCAGUGGUGCUUUCAAAAACGGUACUGCUCAAUUUUUACUCGCAGCAGCCUUUUUUGCAUACAUGCUCUUUGCUGCGUUGUCGUCCUUGACACAAUUGAAGAUUUUCAACAUGUAUCAUUUAGUUCCUAGAAAUUCCGAUCCAGUUCUGGCCUGUUGGUAUACCAUGUACACAGCGAGAAUGGCUAUUCCUUUGAGUUAUAACUUUAUUACACUUGCGGUUGAUAGAAGCUGUAUCUUUGAAACUUGGUAUGGGCAAUCAAUAAAACUUACUGGGUUAUUUAACUUGUUGAAUAACUGGAUCCCAAGGUUGAUUUUAAUCCCAGUGUUUUUAAACAUGUUCCAUGUCUAUGAUAAACUCAAAAGAAAGAUUGGAUGGGCAAAUUUUGAUGACGACGAAGAUGAUAAUGCCAACGAUCCAAGAUUCUCCAAUAUCGCUGAGGCUAAAAGAAUAGUCAAUCGUGAAGUAUCUCGUCGUGAAUUGCGAUUACGUCCUUUCAAUUUAACCAAUUCCACCACUAGUACCACGCAUGAAGACUUGGCAAAUAUGAAUUACGAGAGAAACAGAAGAGAAUUCCAUGAUUCCUUGACUAGUGGUAGGAUAGAUCACGACGAUUCCGAACCGGUCAUUUAUAACGGAUCUGUAGUGGAACCUGAAUCCACAGGCAAUAGGUUGUGGUCAUCAUUGAAAAACUCGAUUAAUGGGUGGAGAAACGGUACCCCAACCACUGCCACGAAUAAUAGACCAUAUAGAGACAAUCCUAAUGGUGAUGAUGAAGAUGACGAAGAGAAUUUGAUUUUAUAG